AUGUCCGCCGCCAGAGAUAUAGCUAACUCGGUCGCUCUAUCGGGCGCGAGGAUUAAUUUGGGUACGACCCCGCCCGACAAAGAUCUGACCGAAUCCAAGCUAUUAUAUUUGAUCUCGAUCUCAAAACAAGUAAAGACCCCAUUAUGGUCUGCGGGGAAGCGCCAGGAUCGAGGAAACAGCUUGGCUUAUGUUACAAAGGCGAGCUAUUCGACAGCUUGA
Morchella sextelata is the source of this 219-nucleotide messenger RNA. RefSeq lists its product as uncharacterized. The record is from RefSeq and is a predicted model, not a curated record. Bases 1 to 219 code for a protein of 72 amino acids. NCBI's taxonomy places the organism in Eukaryota, Fungi, Ascomycota, Pezizomycetes, Pezizales, Morchellaceae. The transcript has a single exon.